Rodentolepis nana is the source of this 2274-nucleotide messenger RNA. The record is from the annotation of a GenBank genome assembly. Lineage: Eukaryota; Metazoa; Platyhelminthes; Cestoda; Cyclophyllidea; Hymenolepididae.
AUGUUUACUCUGGUGAGCCUGGACGAAAAGUACUAUUGUACAGCUUGUCAGAGAGGCAGAGUACCUUGCUACGGUGAAAUCGUCUGGGUUAGAGUUCCUCCUCUAAAGUUUCUCCAAGACUUGAAUUCGCUCAAAUGGGAAUUCCUUACUCCGGAUCUCCAGUUCCUUCGACACUCCUUCCCUCCGGAUGACGUUGAGGAUGACUGCAAAAAUGGUAUCUGGUGGCCCGGUGAAAUUCUUCACCCACGCUCCUUCCAUUACAAGCAUCCAUCCAAAUUAGAGCAAUUCACUCAACUGAAUUUGAAGUCUCGUCUUGGCUUUUUCGCCGUACGUCUUUUUGGUCUCAAAUCCUCUGCACCCUUCAACGAAAUCUCCCCAGUUGAUGCUCUAAAGAUUCAAAGCUUGCCGGUGAAUAAGGACUCUCCUGAUCUUCGGAUCUUUCCAGUGUGUAUAUGGACUACUCAAGCUCGAGUGCACUAUUUCACUCCAGAGGAUGUUGAUCAGGAGCUUAAUGAAACGUGUGUUCCUCCAGGUCUAGAAGACCCUGAUCCUGUCUUAGAACUCUUCCUAGCAGACUCUGCACGGGAAAGCCUCGGUUUAGAGACAUCGGGUUCACGACUGAAAUCUCCCUCUGCUUCAGCGUCAAGUCGUCGGAUAAGUGGUGGAAGCAACAACGAAGCUAACCAACGACGACAAGCUUUCAAUAUCCGUAAAAAUUCCGCCUAUCUGGUUGCUGUGAAAACAGCCGGUGAAGCCCUAUCAGCAAGGCAGAAGUAUAGAGAAAGCAUUCUAUACUUGGAUAGUGAUCGACCAGCGUACUAUGUCGCUGUUAAGACAAAUGUACCCAUCGGUCAAGUUAGGAUCCGCUCAAGGGAUGAUGACUCCAUUAAUGGCAUUGAACGUUGUUCUUGUACUGAGGCAAAUCCUUGCGGUUUGGAUAGCAAUUGCCUCAACCGUAUUUGCUCUACGAAUUGUGUCAAUUGCAAGCUUGGUCCUCUAUGUCUAAAUCAAUUCUUCACACAGAGGACAUACCCCAAACAAGAGAUGUUCUAUACUGAUUCUCGUCGUGGUUGGGGUGCUAGGACCCUACAAUUCAUUCCUAAGGAUGAAUUCGUAAACGAGUACGUCGGUGAACUAAUUGAUGAGGCUGAGUCCCGACGUCGAACCGAUUUCGCAAAGGAGAACAAUGUUAAGUGCACUUACAUUAUGGCCCUGGAUCACCGUUAUGUCGAUGCGGGUCCCAAGGGUAACAUGAGUCGAUUUUAUAAUCACUCCUGUGAUCCUAACUUGAGUGCACAUAUUUGGAACGUGAAAGGAGAUUUCAGAAUUGGUCUUUUUGCCGUGAGGAAUAUUGAACCUGGUGAAGAGUUGACAUUCAACUACAACAGUUACUCCAAUGGUGUCUCCAUGGGCAAAUGUCAUUGUGGAGCGCCAAAUUGCCAAGGGAUCAUGGGAACUGCUAAGGAUCGCCCUCAUCUCUCCGAUGACAGUGGAACCACCUCUGACAGUGAACGAGAAGAGAUAGAGUUACGUCGAUUAAAAUCCAAGAAAAAGUCAACUGCUGCUCCUGUAGCGACCGUUAAUCAUCGCAAUAAGUCUACCGGAAGACGACGAGAGAUUCUCGAGGCGAGUGUAAACCUCAAUGGGACUAAGUCUUCUCGAGCAACAUCUGUUGACUCCAAUCUUCCCCAGUUUUCAACAUCUUCCAAUUCCAAUACUAACAAUAAUUCUCUUAAUGGCUUGUCGGUGCUUUCGUCGAAAAAGAUGACCAGUUCCUGCUCAAGAUGCAAUAAGGUGAUCUCCAAGAUACUCGAAAUUCCAAAAUCGGGCAUCUCAAGCAGUGGAAACAACGGGGAUUUCGGAUUAGAAUGUCCCAGAUCCGACUGUAAAAAAACCUACCAUAUUAAAUGCCUUCUUGCUGACAGAGUUAUUGACAAAAGGUGGAUCUGCCCCAUACACCAUUGUGCUAUAUGUGGAGCUCAUGGAACUGUUUUUUGUUAUUUGUGCGAUGUCUCCUAUUGCGCCGCUCACGUUGAAGGAAGUGUUGAUGUACUUCCACCCCUUAAACUCGGUGACUUCGCCAGGGUUAUAUGCAAAGCCCAUUCCGAUAUGUUUUCUUCCAUGUCUCAAGAUAGCGAUUCUGAGGAUACUGAGGAAGCGGAAGAUUUCCAUCAAGUUGCCUCUCGUUUGAAAGGAAAGAGGAGAACUCUUUCCACAAAACCGAAUUCGAGUAGUGGCAAGCGUCGACGAGAGAUCUCCGAACAUAAUCGCUGA